Molecule: messenger RNA, 2192 nt
Organism: Panonychus citri (citrus red mite)
Lineage: Eukaryota; Metazoa; Arthropoda; Arachnida; Trombidiformes; Tetranychidae
Exons: 3
Coding region: 258-1787 (509 amino acids)
Source: RefSeq, a predicted model, not a curated record
AAGGAACCAUUAUUUUCGAAAAAUUCGUAAACUCACUUUUCUUCCUCUCUCUCUCUCUCUCUCUCUCAUUUUCUCUCCCUUUCACACUUAUAAUCCUAAUUAAAUAUUCGAAAAUGUAAUUCUCUCGAUUGUUUUAUCUUCAUCUUCUUCCUUUCUCUUCAUCAUCUCCAUCAUUACAAAUCUACUAAUUCUACUACUUAAUCACUUUGAAUUCGCUGACCGUUAAGUGACCUUAAAAUCCGACGAUUAACAAGAAAAUGGAUUUAAAUUCGGGUGAAGAUGAACCACUAACUCCAACAACUUAUAAGAAACGAUAUUCAUCUUCCUGGUUCUAUGGUCAACAGGAUAACAGUUUUCCAACGAUCGAAGAGCAAGUUGAAUUGUGUCGGAAAAUCGCCUCACAAUUAGUUAAUGAUGAGAAUAAGGAAUCAAAAGGAGCUUCAAUGUUUUACAAGAGGGUUAAACGAGCACCUAAAUGGGUUCACCAAUCAACUCGAAUCACAACAAUUAACAGUGGAUCAACUAAUACAUUGAACAAUAUUGGCGAUGAUAAAUCAACGGGAGCAAUUGGAUUGAGUGGUGAUCAAGGAUGUAGAUCGGAAGAUGAAAGAGAACAAAUUGAAAAGAUGAGACAAAGAUUUCGAGAUGAAUCUCGGCGACCAUUGAAAUUAAUUCUUGACCCUCGAGAAUUAAAAUCAGUUGAAAGACUACGAAAAAGUGGAACUUCAUUUUCUGAGCAUAACGUAAUCUCACCUGAUGUUUGCCAUAAUUUGGUAAAAGAUUUAAACUCACCUGAGAUUAACAAAGGAGCUCAAAUAUUUUUAAAGCGAAAGGAGAAAAGUACUCAAUGGGUUGUGGAGGAAAAUCAGGCGACCAGGGAGAUCAGGGAGAUAAAGGAGAGACAAGAGAAACAAUUGGAAACCCUAACCACCGGCUCAGAAUUAUCCAGUCGACCCGAAUCUCGAUUAUCCAAUUACAAUAGCAAUCAACUGCCAUCAUUUAUCAACAAUCAACAACAACAACAAGCUAAAUUGUUGGAGCAACAGCAACAACAACGUGUACGUUUAGUUAAAUCACCUUGGGAAGCAGCAUUAACAACAGGUAAUGUCGACAAUGCUUUUGUCACUGUAACACCGUCGAGAGUUGUGAAAACGGUUAAAGAGGUUGCUGCUGUUAAGAAACAAUCAUCUCUCGAUAAUCAACCAUCAUCAUCAUCUUUAAUUGCUGAUGAUUUAAUGGCUACAACAUCAACAACAACCACAACUUCAACAAUUAACAAAGUGACCACCAAUUCCAGUGGAGAUAAUAAUCAAAAAGUUAAUUACAAUAAAGAUUUGUACUUGGCCCGAGCUCCAAGAGGUUGGAACACCAAUGAACCUCGACGUGAUGAUGGACAACAACAACAUCGUCCAGUGUCAACUGCAAGUUUUUACCAACAACAUUACUAUCAACCAGGCUCAUCAUCUUAUUCACCAUUAACGGUUGGAGCCAGUUUACCAGAUUCUUCUAGGAAUUCAAGUCGCCUUGGAAUUUAUGAUCAAUCAAGCAUCUCUGAACCCACACCCAUGAUGACCACUGCCACCACCAAUACACCUUCCACCUUUAAUAGAAGCACCAAUUAUGGGACUUUAUAUACCAGCCAACAAAAGCCUUUAACCUCCACAUCGACCCAUCAACAAAGUAGCAUUGAAUUACCUCAUUUCAAUUUAUUGUCAUUUGCUUCAUCUCAAAACUGUUUACCCAAAUAUCGUGACUUCAAUUCAUCUCCUCGAGGUUUUUUUCGAUGAAAAUUGUUUCAACCAAUUUCGAAAAAUGUUCACAAAUCAAAUUGAACUCUAAAGAUUAACUAUCAACAGAUUUUCUGUUCUCUUUUCUUCUUCUUCUUCUUCCUCCUCUUCUUAUUCUGUGCAAUUUUAACCUUUAAACUUUCGUGUGUUCAUCCAUAUAAAUAUACAAUGUAAUCUUUAAAAUUGAUUCUCCUCUUUCCCGAAACACAAAUUUACCAAUUCACCUAAACAAAAUCAAACAUCGAACACACCAAUUUCAAUGUAACAAUUAUAAACCUUAAUCCAAAUCCUUCCAUCCUUAACACGAGAAACAAACAAAAAAUCAAUCGAAAUUGUUGAAAAUUUCUCUUAUUGUUGUACCUUAUCAAUCAGAUUCGAUAAAAAAAAAAUGUCCAAUUGUCAAAA